This is a messenger RNA of Hyla sarda, 3435 nucleotides long. RefSeq names its product solute carrier family 30 member 1 (gene SLC30A1). Lineage: Eukaryota; Metazoa; Chordata; Amphibia; Anura; Hylidae. The coding region runs from base 841 to 2334 and encodes 497 amino acids. Gene Ontology annotation, cellular component: Golgi apparatus; endoplasmic reticulum; membrane. The transcript is spliced from 2 exons. Gene Ontology annotation, molecular function: zinc ion transmembrane transporter activity; calcium channel inhibitor activity. Gene Ontology annotation, biological process: zinc ion transmembrane transport; detoxification of zinc ion; intracellular zinc ion homeostasis. The record is from RefSeq and is a predicted model, not a curated record.
CUAAAGGCCUUUAUGUCCAACAGGAACAAAUCAGAUCCCCUCUUCUAUGGACAGUACCAACCAGCCUGACAAACAAAAGAGCUGGAAUCUGAUUGGUUGCUAGGAUCACCCAGAGUAAAGCAAACAACUGUUGCCCAUAGCAACCAAUCUGCUAACGUGUUUCAUUUUCCAACCUGCCUCAGAUGCAUGAAUCUGAUUGGUUGCUAGGACCAGCCAGAGAGAGAGAGCCUUCAUGGCCAACCGUUACCCACAGCAACCAAUCAGAUCCCCCUCUUUUAUUUUCCGACCAGCCUUACAAACAAAAGAGCUGUUAUCUGAUUGGUUGCUAGGACGAGCCAUAGGAUAAAGCUCACAACCGUUGCCCACAACAACCAAUCAGACAAGGGCUUUCAAUUUCCAAGCUGCCUUACAUUAAUCUGAUUUGUCGCUAAGAGCAGCAGCAGCAGCAUCCAGGAGCGGGGGGCACUAUAAGGGGGAGCUGCCUAUGCACUCCUCAACGGUCCCUAUAGUAACCUCCUCCCCCUUAGUCCGUGUAAUGGCGGCUGUCGCUAUGUACCACAUCGCGUCCCGGGCUCAGCCAAUCACAGGCCUGCGCUGGGCGGGGCGGGGCCUCCUCAUCUCUGCUCCGUGUGGAAAAGACGGUUUCGGGUGCAAAAGUUUGUAUUAUUUCUCUGCUCCGGACGUCAGAGAUGCCCAGUGAGGGAGAAGCCGUCGCCGCUACAGCCGGGCUCCGGUCAUUGCUCUCCCGCCGCGGCCUCCUCCUGUCUCAGCCGCCGGGCCCCGCACCUUCCCCUCCGCGCUGACCUUUGUACCGUGCGCUCGGCUCGGUCGUCAGUCACCAUGUGGGAGUCUAACCGUGUGCGGCUGCUAUGUAUGCUCGGCCUCACCUUCGUCUUCUUCGUGGCGGAGGUGGUGGUCAGCCGGGUGACCGGCUCCCUGGCCAUGCUCUCCGACUCCUUUCACAUGUUGUCGGAUGUCAUCGCGCUGGUGGUCGGCCUGAUCGCCGUGCGCUUCGCCCGGAAGACGCGCUCCACCGACAAGAACACGUUCGGCUGGAUCCGGGCCGGGGUGAUGGGCGCCCUGGUGAACGCCAUCUUCCUCACCGCCCUCUGCUUCACCAUCAUCCUGGAGGCCGUGGAGCGCUUCACCGAGCCCCGGGCCAUCGAGCAGCCGCUCAUCGUUAUCGGGGUGGGGGCCGGGGGGCUGCUCAUCAACCUCAUCGGCCUCUGCAUGUUCCGGGACAGCGCCGGCCACGGGCACUCACACGGCGGCGGCUCCGGACACGGACACUCCCACGGCGGGGGCUCCGGACACUCUCACGGGUCGGCCAAGAAGAGUCACCGGAGCCGGGAGAGAUCGGCUGGAGAUGGCGCCGCCCUGGACCGGGAGGAGACCAACAACCUGGUGGAGAACGGACCUGGAGUGGACGUGGUGCCCGGGAAACACUAUUCUUUGGCAGAGAGCGCAGACGACCACCGGUUGAAUGGCAACAUUGUGCAAAACCACGUGGCAGAAAUCCACGAGGACGGCUCCGAGCUCAACAUGCGUGGGGUGUUCCUCCACGUUCUCGGCGAUGCAUUAGGCUCGGUCAUCGUGGUGGUGAAUGCGGUGGUCUUCUAUUUUGUCUUUAACCCUUGUCCACCUGGGGGGGAAAGAUGCAUCAACCCUUGUGUUCACGAGCACUGCGACGACCAUCCGGAAGUCAAUCACACGUCGCUUCUCCUGAACGAUACCGCAGAGGUACCUGAGAUCGCGAUCGCUGGACCUUGCUGGGUUCUAUACCUAGAUCCAGCCUUGUGUGUGUUCAUGGUGUGUAUAUUGCUGUAUACCACUUACCCCCUUCUCAAAGAGUCUGCUCUCAUCCUCCUGCAAACGGUCCCCAAACAAAUUGACAUUUCCUCUUUGAAACAAAAGCUGCGGAACAUCGAAGGCGUGGAGGCUGUCCACGAGCUGCACGUUUGGCAGCUAGCCGAGAGCCGCAUCAUCGCCACCGCUCACAUCAAAUGCCACGAUCCCACCGCUUAUAUGGAGGUAGCGAAACGGAUUAAAGACUUCUUCCACGACGAAGGAAUCCACGCUACCACUAUUCAGCCAGAGUUUUCCAGCGUGGAAUCCGGAUCUAGAAUAUCCCUUUGCGAACUUUCCUGUAGAACUCAGUGCGCCCCCAAACAGUGCUGUGGGGACCCUGAGAAAAACGUCUCCGCUAGGAAGACCAGCUGCGGAGCCGCAGCCUUAGGAAUGAUCAGCGAGUCUCCGGAGAAUAGGAGCAAGAGAACUAAUGCUUCUGAGAAGCCCAAUGAGGACAUUCAGAUAGACAUUGACUCUUCUGUCUGAGCCCAAUUUGCAGCUUUCUCGGCUAUAACUGGGGGAAGACACAAAAGGGAAACCGCUUCCCAACUCAUUUCCCGAACUUGCAGUUUGGCAAUAUCGAUGAUCACGAAUAGACUGGAUCUGGGAUGGUUUUAUGUUCAGUAUUCUAUUCCACUUGUCACAACUAAAAAAAAGAAAGAAAAAAAAAAAAAAGUUACCUCUUCGAUUAUACAGACGUUUCACAAUGUGCUCAAUGUUACAGGUUUUAUUUUUACCGCUUUUGCCCAAGAUAUUGUCAUAGCUAUGCAGAUCGCUUUAGGACUGAGACUGUAAUGUUGUGUGGACUCUUUUGUUUCUCUUAGUUCUCAUUUUAGUUGAUACCACAUUUCUGUUCUUUAUUUAAGUCUUCAGAUGUGGACCGCAGUAGUAUAUCGACGCUCGGCCGGAGAUGCUUGACAAGUUGUUGUUUGGAGCUCCGCUUUUUUUUUUUUUUUUUUUUUAGCACUUUACAUCUACUGUGUCGGAUAUUUUAUAUUUAUUGUGAACUGAUCUUGUCUUAUCGCUCGUACAUUCAGGUGAUGCUGGUUGCUGCUUGUAGUCCGUAAGUUCUAUUCUCUUAGCAGUGAUUCAAUCGUUUCUGCUGUAUAGCGUUCUCUGAGAAAUAGUGAUUACAAAAGCCACUCCGUAGAGCAGUGUUUCCCAACCGGGGCUCCUCCAGCUGUUGCAAAACUACAACUCCCAGCAUGCACUGUCCGGGCAUCCUGGGGGUUGUAGUUUUGCAACAGCUGGAGGCGCCCCGGUUGGGGAAACACUGCCAUAGAGUAUGAGCUACAUCUUCAAGCGUACACCGCAGCAGAGCAUGUUGCCUGCAGACUUUGAAUCGGCAGAGGCUGCUGGGAGAUUUUUGUUGUUUUGUUUGAAUAGUAUGUGAAGCGGUCUGUAGGCGUAAAGACAAUUCUUACCGUAAAGUCUGUUUAUCGAUAGUCGUAUGAGAUUACAAAAACGUAACUGGUUUCUUGCUAGAACGGCGCCACAUCUGUCCACAGGUUGUGUGAGGUAUUGCAGCUAAGCUACGAUACCAGACAAAACCCUUAGACAAGUGCUUCCCAACCAGGGUGCCCCAAG